This is a messenger RNA of Lactuca saligna, 859 nucleotides long. Lineage: Eukaryota; Viridiplantae; Streptophyta; Magnoliopsida; Asterales; Asteraceae. The record is from the annotation of a GenBank genome assembly.
UUAUACUUCAUAAAAUCUUUCCAUUCGUAUCAGAAAGCAGUUUGAGAGAGAAUGGGUAGAGGAAAGACAGAGAUCAAGAGGAUAGAGAACUCAAGUAACAGGCAAGUCACCUACUCGAAGAGAAAGAAUGGAAUCAUCAAGAAAGCUAAAGAAAUCACUGUUCUUUGUGAUGCUAAUGUCUCUCUUGUUAUCUAUGGCUCUUCUGGCAAGAUGCAUGAGUACUGUAGCCCCAAAACGGACUUGAUUGACAUGCUGGAUCGAUAUCAAAGGCUUUCUGGAAAUAAGUUGUGGGAUGCUAAACAUGAGAAUCUGCAGAGUGAAAUUGAUAGAAUCAAGAAAGAGAACGAGAACAUGCAAAUUGAGCUUAGGCACUUGGGAGGGGAAGACAUAUCAUCUUUGAACUAUGAAGAACUAAUUGCGUAUGAAGAUGCACUUGAAAAUGGACUCACAAGCAUUCGUGAGAAAAAGGAUGAAAUCCCUAAAAUAAUGAGGAAGCAUGAACAAGUUCUGGAGGAGGAGAAUAAGCAUCUCAUGUAUUUGGUGCAACAAGGUGAGAUGGCCCAUGGAAGAUUAUCAAGCUAAUCAAGAGCCAUUCUCCUUUCGGGUUCAGCCAAUGCAGCCUAACUUGCAUGAGAGGAUGUAAACAUAAUUUGCUUAUAGAACUCCAAUUUCGUGAUGUGACUUAGUAGGGUGUCUGUUGUUCGUAUGAGUAGUAGAUUCUGACUUUGUCUUUGAGUGAUUAAUUUUUUAGAUCAUUAACUACACUAUAUGGUGCAAGAAUUUGGAAAAACAGAUGGUUUUUAACAAAAGAUAAUUCUACGUAUCAAGUAUAUUAGAUGGUGUUUUUGCAAUUAAUGGC